This is a messenger RNA of Galleria mellonella (greater wax moth), 4983 nucleotides long. Its product is annotated as WSCD family member AAEL009094. The transcript has 5 exons. The record is from RefSeq and is a predicted model, not a curated record. NCBI's taxonomy places the organism in Eukaryota, Metazoa, Arthropoda, Insecta, Lepidoptera, Pyralidae. Bases 399 to 1277 code for a protein of 292 amino acids. Gene Ontology annotation, molecular function: sulfotransferase activity.
AUAUCUUAAUAGCGGUAGGUAGUAAUUUACUACCUACCUAUUACCUGUAAGUCUUUGCUUUAAGGAUCUACCUACCUAGAAAAUUAUUUCUAAUUGGGGCGAGCCAAAAAUAAUUUAUCAGGACUGUCAGUCGAUGUCAUUCGAAGUGUCAAACCAAAUUGUAAUUCUAGUCGGGCCUACCUAGACAAUAUUUUAUAAUUUUUAUUAAAGUUUUAUUAUAUAUAUAUAUAUAUAUAUAUUUAAAUUAAGAAUUAAAUUAGAAUUUUACUACAGAGUUAUAGUUACUUCAAUGUUCUUCUCUAUUUCAUAUUAAGUUAUCCAUCUCGAGCGAUUACUGUGUUAUCAAGUAUUUGUAUGUUUAUAUUUCACAUUCUGUAAACAAACAUCUUUUCUGAAUCAUGUCUCGUCGGUCAAUAUUCUUAUUCGCCGCGUUAAUAGUGAUGCUUUAUUUCUCUAUAAUCUUAUUUAUGCUAAGCCCUUUACAUGGGGCCAAAAGUGCAUAUUAUGGGAACAGUUAUAUGAAUCAUUUUGCUUACCGUCAACUACCCCAAGUGGUCUGGUGUAAAGAGCUCAAAUGGCGAUCUCCGCCGUCACCUAAUGUGGUUGCGCUCGUCUCUUACCCUGGAAGUGGAAAUACAUGGCUUAGGUACCUGUUACAACAAGUUACAGGUGUAGUGACAGGCUCAAUUUAUAUGGAUUAUGGUCUGCGGGUGCAUGGUUUUCCAGCAGAAAACAUAACCGAUGGCUCAGUUCUUGUAGUGAAAACCCACGAAAUACCACCACUUGAGUCUGACAAGUUUAAAUCUGCUAUUAUAUUAAUGAGAAACCCACGGGAUGCAAUAUUGGCGGAUUUUAACAGACUGCACAAGGGGCACAUUGGUACUGCUCCAAAGUCAGCUUUUAGGAUGAAAUCUUCAGAGUAUAAAAAGACAGAUUGGGCUACCUACGUCAUGAGCCAGCUGGUAGUGUGGGAGUCGUUGCACCGCAUGUGGUUCACCAAGUUCCAGGGACCUAUACAUAUCGUGUUCUAUGAAGUCCUGGUAUCUGAGACGCGGAACACACUGCAGGGAAUUUUGAAUUUCUUAAACUACACUGUGUCUGAGACUGACAUGGAUUGUGCGAUGAAACACAAAGAAGGCAUAUACAGACGAAAGAAAAAGCUUCAAGACUUCGAUCCAUUCACUCCUGCUAUGUAUAAGGCCAUAGAGGUAUCCCGAAGUCGGGUACUCAACAUAAUAAAAUAUUAUCAAAAAACGCAUAAUUCUAACACACAAUAGACAGACGUAUCAUUGUGUAUUAUAGAGAUAAAAUGUGCAUAUCAAAUAACCCCCUUAUUCAUAAAAACAUCAAACCACUUGUAAAACUAUUUUAGCUAUUUGUCUCUUUCUUUUAUACUAAAUUCCCAAUAGGAAAGAAAGUGACAAAACAGUUUAUUUAAAGUAGAUUCGUAGGUUUUAGUUUUUAUGAAUAAGGGCUUAAGUAUAUAUACAAUAUGCUGCCACCGGUAACUGCAUUAUGAAAUUACAUUAUAUGGAGUCGUAACACUAUAGUCUACAAUAAUGGCAACACAUGAGUGUUACCGUGGUACCACAGGGUAUUUUGUGAUGUCCAUGGUGCCGUUUAUGUUUUUAGGUGAUGGUUAUCACUUUCUAUCAUGUGGGUUUUCAGCUUAUUUGCCAUUCUAAGUCUCAUAAAAAAAAUCACAGAAUUAUUGAAUAAUCUUCAACUUUUGAACGGAAUGUAAUGAAAUGGUAAUAUCACCUGUGCUACUCUUUUACUCUUUGUGGACGAGGUGCUAGUGAAGAAUGAUAAAGUAAAAAUAAAGUCAAGUCAUUAGGCCUGUUGAUUUCAGCACCAAACCCAAUUCCGGUUGGUGGGAUGCCACCAACCGGAACCAAAUUCCAGGUGGGGCGUGGAGAUCGAUUUAGCCGGAUAUAUUGCUGGCAAUAAGAGUUGAUGUCGGUCUGGCGACGGGUAGUAAAACUAAAAGUCUUGAGUAACAUUACGUCGAUCCCAAAUAAUAUAAUAAUUAGUAUAAAGCUAAGAAGAUGAAGAUAUUGCUAGCAAUAGAUCUAUUGAUUUUUUAUUUUUAUUAUAUAUUAAAAAAUACUGGUGGCAGUUUUUUGUAUUACUUACGUAGAUAGGUAGGUCUUAGUUAUUUCCGCAGUUAGCAAAAUACGUGGUUGUGUUUCAGUCUGAAGGAUAAUAUUGCCAGUAUAAUCUUUGUCACGAGACACAUAACACAUUAGUCCUUAAAGGCAUUCAUAAUUUUAGCUUGACAAAGUGUGGCAAUGUCGCAAUUGUCAGUCAAAUUUCAAAAACAAUUGGACGCUGGCAACACUUAAGGUGUCACGUGCGCGUUUCCAAUCCUGAAGGAACCUUAAUACAUCCUUUUUGAUGAUUACGCUUGUGACCCUCUUACAUCGUCCUAAUAACUAAUCGGAGUAGACGACUGAGGUGGUAUGUGUUUUGUAGAUACACUGUGUAUGAUGUAAUCUUAGAUUAUAUAGAUCGAGUGUCAAAAUAUCUAGAGAGCUAAACUGACAUUUGGUUGACAAUUUUUUUUAAUCUAAACAUAACGCGCCAUUUGUUCAAUGUUGCCAUUAAUCAGAUUUAAAAUUUCUUAGAUCGAAUCCAUUCUUUAAAUGUGAAUCUUUAUAUGUGAAUUUUUCCCAUAUAUUAAGUAAUAAAUUUACACUAUGGUAACCCUAAGGACACUAUUUAUAUAAUCUAAGGAUAUAAUGUACUUAAGCAGACUGUAGAAUUGUAAAACUGCUUGUCUAGUCAUUCUUGCUUGAUGGCCAAUAGCCUUAAACUGUUAUUGUUAAAGUAAUACAACUAAUUAGUAAGCGGUUACUAAAACUCGUUACUAUAUACACUAAAACUAAUAUACUAUUAGUAAAUAUGUGAGAAGGUAAUAUCAUAACCUAUAUUAUAUAAUAUAAUGAUAUUUAAAUUAUUUAAGAAGCGAAAGAGGUUUGUUUGAAUCGAAGCAUUUGGCGUUCCAUUGUUUCUGCCUACCCUAAUGGGAGACAGGCGUGACAGAUAUAUAUGUAUGUAUGUAUAUUUAAAUUAUGUUAUACAGAUAGGUUGUAUAUUGCUCAAUACCUAUAGGAAAUUUAAUAGGUUCAUAUAUACAUUUUUGGUUUAAAAAAAAAAGGAUUUUUUAGACAAAUUUCUAUUCGACAUCAAAGUGAGAGACCACCAGAGGGAGACUUUGUACAAAAGUCGAUUGCUUGGGUACCUGUGUCCUAUUCGUGUUUCAACCGUGAAGCAGUUGUGUUUGCAUGGCUGUGUUUCGGUUUGAAGGGUGGGAUAUGGCGUGAAUUUACUGGGUACAAUAACACCUGAGUCCUCAGGAAUGGCAACGCAUGGGGGGUAUCAUGGGCGAGACAGUAUACUCUGUUAUGUCCAUGAUACUGCUCAAGUCUAUAGGCGACGGUUACCACUUUCCAUCAGGUGGACCGUCAACUUGUUUGCCAUUCUAAGUUGUAUAAAAAAAAACAGUGAAAUCUUUAUUGUAAGGACCAAUAUAAACUAAUUUUCUAAUAGAUUUAAGUCCAUAUUAUUCAAAUUUUAUUCAAAUUCAAGUUAUAUUUAUUCAGAUAGACUUGUUUACAAGCACUUUUAAAUCGUCAGUUUUUUUUUUUUAUUUACUGCACUGCACUACACACUGCACUGAGUUCGGAAAGUUGUUAUCUGGUGAGAAGAGCCCGCGAGAAGCUCAACAGUUACUCUUUUAAAUCUCUGUUAACAUUAUGUGUAUUUAUUUAAAUGUACUAUGUCUAAAAUUACAUGGUCGUUAAAACCCAUGCAUGAUCGACUAACACCAUGUAUAGUUGUUAUUCAAAUUUAUUAUAACAUUUUAAAAUGUUCCAAAAAUACAGUAAGUUAAAUGCACUUAACCUAAGUUGAGAGAUAAAUUUAGAGAAAUGGCAACUCCAAAUCGGUUCCAAUGUUUAAAAUUGUUUGCAGUAUAAUUAAACACUUUGCAUCUAUUAUAAGUAUGUACAUAAAUUUAACUCGCAGAGUUUUCUAUGAAAUAGUAAACGUAACUCAUACUUACAGUUUUACUUACAUUUUCAAAUUUGAAGCUGCUCAUGUCGUUACUAGUCUAGUCAUUUGUUUUUUACUUAUUAAGGCCUACGUAGACAAUAGACACAUCGGCCUAUAUUUUUAUAUCUAAAUACAAUACUUUGAAUUAAUUGUUUACUUGAUUAAAAAUAUUUUCAAUUCUGCUACCAUUAGUGUGACUGCUAACAUUCGAAGAUUGACUGACUACUAUUAUUAUUACCAGAAAUUCUAUAAUCUUCCAUAUUAGUCGUCAAUUUCCGACCGUUAUUCAGUCCACGCACGUUUUACGUCACAAAUUUCACCUUUAAACGAGAUAUCUUCAGGCAAUUUUACAGCUUUUACCUGAAGAUGCCUCGUUUUGGUCGCAGUAUUAUUUAAUAUAUUAUGACAUUAGAAUACAGAAAACAUACGCAAUACUACCUUCCUAAUAGUUUUUUUUAUUAUUUAUUGUAUUUUUACUAGUACUCAUAGUCCUAAACUCCACCCAUACACGGCGAUAUUGAUUGUACCCGGAAGGCUCAGAUCGUCGGAUGUACACCAUACAAUUCAGGGGUGGUCACAGAACUAUCCCCUCCAUGUAAACGGGUCUUAAAUUUGCGGCAUAACGUUUUUUUUUUUUUUAUAGCAAUAUAUCUAGUCAAUAAUUUACUUAAAACUCUCGACGGUGUUCACUGAAAAUACACAUAGAAAUAUGUAAGAAUGUUUAAAUAUUUUUAUUUAAUUAUGUGAAUUUUAUUUUAGUUUAUUGUUCAUAAAAAUCUUAAUAUAAGACUACUUUGCCUGUAUAUGAACGCCUGCCGAUUGAGAUCACUUUUUUUUCCAAUUCUGUAUGAUUAUAACUUACAGAUAUAAUCGAAUCUAUCGAAAUAAUGAAUGUAAUUUAACUGUAUGUGUAUAUAUAUAUAUAUA